Messenger RNA from Cladocopium goreaui, 2883 nucleotides. NCBI's taxonomy places the organism in Eukaryota, Dinophyceae, Suessiales, Symbiodiniaceae. The record is from the annotation of a GenBank genome assembly.
AUGUCCCCCACCGCACAGCUUGCCGAGCAAGGUUUGCAAGUGCAGAUGGGCAGUUUGACUUCCAGUUCUGCGGAAAUGAGCAAACAACGGGAGGCCCUGGUGGAGCAACAGUCAGAGCUGCCGGAGAAGUUGGAGAAGGAGGAGGAAGAACGUCAGAAGCGCUUGAGUAAGUUGCAGGCGCAGUGCGAAGAAUUGCAGAAUGAAGAAGCCGCCUCACAAGCGAAGCUCAACGACCAGGAAGAAGCUCGCCGUCAGCAGGCUGAAGUGCGAAAUAAAAAGCAUUCAGAGCUGAAAACGCAGCUGGAGAAUGCAAAGAGUUCCAUUGUAGAGGAGCAACGUCGCUACAAGGAGAAGAUAGCUGAGCUGAAGAAGAUUGAAGCAGAUGUGCAAGGCAAGAUCGAUAAGAUCCUGAAGGAAAUCGACGACUUCGAUCGUCAGUUCGGAGCGGAGCAGGAGUCCUUGUCCAGCCGCCGUGCUCGGUUGCAAGAGAAGAGCCAAGAGCUGAACGCGCAGGUGGAGACUUUGCAAGAAGAAAGUCGAUCUUCCAAGCAGCAGCUGGUUGAGGAAAAGAAGAAACACAGCGACGACAUCAACGAGUUGGAUGGUAAAAUUGCGGAGUGCACCGAGCAGCGCGAACGGAUGGCACGAGAGCUCCAGAAGCUGACAGUGAAGACUCUUGAGGAGCCGAAUGGCGAAGAUGUGGAAGCCAACUAUGAAGAACUCAGCGAGGAAGAAAAGGAAGAGGCCAGCCAGAAGGCUUCCUUGAAGGCUCACGCGGGCCGGCGCAUGGCGCAGAAGUGGCCGUAUUACCGCACAGAGGGAAAUUUCACGUUGAACGUGCACGAAGACAUGAAAGGGAAAGAGUUGUUGAACCGGGUUCGAGAUCGACUUCCGGUGAAGCCGAAGUUGAUGGUCGUGCUCUGGACCGAAAGUGAUCUUCAGGUCAUAGGAAAUCAAACGCUCAAAGAGCAGGGCCUAGGCGCCGGUGCGGCGCAGUUGUCCUACUCCUACCGGCCCGCUGAUCUGUGGCAUGCCUUUAAGAUCCUAGAGGGUGAGGUGGAGAGGGAAAUGGACCACCAUGCCUUAGAUGGAGUUGUGCAUGUUCACUAUGGGAAGCACUUGAUCAAGCAUGUGACUCUGCCGGUGACGUUGGAAACGCUGAAAUUUGGAGACAACUUCUAUCAUGGUGUCGACAGAGUGGUGCUGCCUAGCAAGCUUCUUUCCCUGUCGUUUGGGCGGGAUUUCGAUCAAAGCAUCGAGGGCUUGGUGCUACCGAAGGGCCUAAGACAUCUGGAGUUUGGCCGCGAGUUCAACCAGAGUUUAGAAGAUGUGGCGCUGCCCAGUAGCCUCGAAAGCUUGAUCUUCGGAGAUGGCUAUAACACCAGCCUGGAUCAGGUGCCACUGCCUUCCAGUCUACGGACCUUGGCCUUCGGAAACGACUUCAAUCAGCCCUUGGAUGCCUCAACACUCCCAGGCAGCCUGGAAGAAUUGAUGCUGGGGCAGAACUUCAAUCAGCGGCUGAACAUCAACAGCCUUCCAGACAGUCUCAAGGUUCUGAAGUUCGGCUUCUAUUUCAACCAACCCAUCCUGCAGAGCAAAACCUGCGGUUGCUUGGGCGGCAAGCGCGUUGCGUUUCCAGCCAAUUUGGAGACGUUGACGUUCAGCCACGCCUUUGAUGCAAAUCUGGCAGGGGUGGAAUUCCCGAGCACGCUGAGAAGUGUGAAGUUUGGAGACAAGUUCAACCAGGACCUGUCGAAGUUGAAACUUCCCAGUUCACUCCAUAGCUUAUCGCUGGGAGAGAUGUUCGAUCAGCCGGCCAGCUUUCCCAGUGGCUUACAGCAGCUUUUGGUGUCCCGGAACUUCUUUGUGCCGAAGGGCCAGAAGAAAGUUCCUAUGGUGCAGCUUCUGGCGAAUAUCCAGCACCUGGAACUAGGUUGCCAAUUCAAUCAAACCUUUGAGAAGGUGAGAUUCCCAGAGAAUCUUCGGCACUUAGUUUUCGGUCGAGAUUUUAAUAAACCCCUCGCUACUUUGAAGUGGCCGAAGGCCUUGAUUUCUUUAUCUUUUGGACGGGAUUUUAAUCAGAAGUUGGAUGUGGCUUUGCCGCCGACUUUAGAGAAGCUGACGUUUGGGCUGAAGUUCAACCAAAGCUUGGAAGGUCUGGAGUUUCCAGCGAGUCUCAAAACUCUCACGCUGGGAGCGCACUUCGAUCAGCGCUUCGAUGCCGUGGCUUUGCCAGCAAACCUGCAGAAAUUGACCUUCGGAGAACAUUUCAACCAAUCGAUGGAUGGAGCGACUCUACCUGAGAAUCUGGAGGUCCUCACGUUGGGAGAGUGCUUUAAUCAGGCCCUGGACAACUGUGCGUUGCCCAGGAAUCUCCAGGAAUUGAACUUCGGUGUAUAUUUUCAGCAAAGCUUAGACAACACUGCGCUUCCAGCCACGCUGAAGACGUUGACCUUUGGUCAUGGCUUCAAUCGCAGUUUGGAGAAGACCAAACUUCCGGACAGCCUUGAAGUGAUGUCUUUUGGAGUCAAUUUCAAUCGAAACGUGGAUGAUACGAAGCUGCCGAAGUCUCUGAAAAUUCUAAGCUUCGGGCGCGACUUCAACCAGAAACUCGAGCGAGUGAAAUUGCCUCCAGAUCUGCGGGAAUUGAAAUUGGGCCAUGGUUUUAAUCGUCCCCUGGAAACGGUGAAGUUGCCCUCCUCCUUAGAACGCCUCACGUUGGGUGAACAGUUUAGCCAAAGUUUGGAAGCAGUGAACUUCCCAAGCAGUCUGAAAGUACUGAAGUUGAUGGGAAUUCACUGGCCAAACCUUGACGGGGCGGAUCUGCCUGCCCUGGAUGAAUUGCAGUGCAGAGGGAUUACUGUCAGCCAUUCUGACACCUGA